UGAAGCCUCACUUGAGAUGUUUCCUCCUCGUGGAAAAAAAUGCGAGUGGCUCUCUGGGUGCCUUGGCCCAUUUGGUCUCGAAGCUUAGUUAAAAAAAAGAAAGCAAAGGGAGUGGCGUAGGAAGGCCUAGUUGUGCCUCUUCGUAGCUGUGAUGCCAGGGGUCGAGGGCUGGCUGGGUAGACCAGGUGCAGCGAAAUAUGUUAAACAGUGAUGGCACUGAGCAGUCGGGGGUGUGCGCUUUGCUUCAGCACCUGUAACCCAAGGAUGGUAGAUGUCAGGGAUGGGAUGACAGGGAACAGGUCGCUGUGGAACGGGGGUAUCAAAGAUACGGCCCAUGGGAGUCACAUUUUCCAACCCCUGGUGCUGGACCUGGGUCUCAAGUUAAUCCACAUGGUGUGCACCCAACCUGCGCUGCAUGCAGGCCCCAGGGCACAUGAUGCACAAGGCACAUGUGCAGGGCUAGUGUGGGACUUCCCUCGUAUGCCAGUGCUGGCACCCUCGGUGCCCGUUCAGGCCGGUCCGGGAUGUGAGCCUCAUGUGCCACCCACUCCAGCCGGUCUGGAGCAGGCACCACGUGUGGGUGCAGUUCCGGACCAAGGAGAGUGGGUGCUAGAUCCAGCGUGCAGGUAGUGGGGGUCUUUGGGUCUCCCAUAUGCUGGGUCCAGCACCUGCUUUGUGCAGUCCAGGAGUACGCUGCAUGUGGCACCUGCUACAGGUAGUCCAAGACUCGCUCUGCAUGUGGGGCCCAUUUUCGUGGAUCAGCUGGAGCAGGCAUCUCAUGUAGCUUACAUCCUGAUCUGGCCAGAAUGGGUGCCACAUGCAAUGCAAUCCUGGACUGGCUGAAGCAGGCUCCACAUGCACUGGAUCUGGCAAGCGAGUGUGCGGGGUAUCCAUGGGGCCAGCCCCACACCAUUCAUUGGGCCCAUGGGCCAGAUGAGUUUGACACCCCUGCUCUAGAUGUAUCCUGUUCAUAUGCUCUCCCUGAAGCAUCCAAUCCUGCCACGGUGAGAACUGGGCUAAAUGGACUUUUAGUCUGACCCAGUCUGGUAUUUCUCAGGUUCACAUAAAUGAUGCUGUAAUGCAUGGAGGACUGUAAAGUGGAGUAUUCUUCUCCAGUGAGGGCUGGAGGUGAUGUAUCAGCAUGAGCAUCAUUAUGAUGCCUAUUAACAAGGUUCAGAGAUAGUUUUAUCUAUCACAUGCAUUUAUGUUUGUACAAGUUUAUAGAAAAUUAUUUUUAAAUUAAAAAUUACAUUUACUGUAAUGAUGCAAGCUAAUGGUUCUAUUGUGAGGAUUAAGCAGCUCAAAAUAAUUUUUUUUUCCUGUGCUAUUACUUUUGUUGGUUUGUAAUUUAACCUUCUACCUUUAUCCUUUCCCCAAAACUUAACAGGAAUGCAGCUUAGCUAAUGCUAGUAUCUGAGCUAGUUUUUUCAGGUACAGCUUGUGUAUCUACAUGACACCAUGGGCUCCAUAGUGAAUAUGUGCCUUGCUUCUGGCCACUAGCAUUCAUAAAAUUAUUGCCAUCUGAAAGACACCUAAGUUUCUGUUAGACAGCAUGUGCGUAACACUGCUACUACUAUGCUCUGCAGAGCCCUAGCUCAUCCCAACGUCUUGGGGGUUCAGCCCAAGUGUGUCAUCCCAAGGGGCCAGCCUAUCUCCUGUUGAAGUUUUCCUAUUAAAAAUAUUCAUUACUAAAGGAAUCAAAACUCAUGGCAGUGGUGAUAUCUUUUAUUAGAUCAACUAGAUACUUGCAAAAGCUUUUGGGCACAAGCAGCCUUCAUCAGGCAUAGGAGAGUGCAAGGAUUAGAAAAGUUCUCCUAGGUAGAAAUGAAAAUUCAUAUUUUGUUAAGACUAGGAACUUUCAACCUAGUUUUCCCACUCCUGGUUCCACUAGAGAGCAGAGGACCUAGGAGUAAGUUUUUGCAACUCAUCCUUUUUUGAUCUUGGGAAGAUGAAUAGCCAGGUUUCUCUCUCUGGAUUAAUCUUUUGGUCCUACAGCUCAUCACAGAUAUGUCCAGCCAUACCUUUCCCAGUGGCUGAUAGGGAAAGAUUCUUCCUUAACCCUUUCUGACUGAGAUCCUACAAAGUUAUUUUGCUACCGAUCCCGUGCAUUAGACUGGUAUUUGUGCUGUCUACAAAGCCUCUGGCCCUGAGCUACAUUCAAAUGAUGCUUAGCAGCCCAGUCGAAGUCCAAGGGCAAACCCAGACCCAUCACUUGGGAAGUAGGUAAUUAGGCACAGGUUGGGGUUCUGUGCCUCCUUCCUGUGGUACCUUAAAAGGUCAUUCCUUUCUGGUGCAUAGUGCUCCACUUCUUACAUGCAUUCGCCCUACAUUAUUUUAAAUUACACUAUUAUUGUACAUUUAUGUACCCCAAUUAGGGGUGGAUCCAUGAUUUGGCAAAGGCAGGUACAGGAGAAACCACCUGUGCUGCAGGGGUGGCUGCACCCCUGCUCCCAGCCAGCGUCCUCCUGUGCAACCUAACAGUGUGGACAUACUGCGCCAAGUCCCCAAAACAGGUGAAAAUCCCCUCCAUACUCAAAGGCAUGUCCCUUCCCCUGCUCUUGUUGCUUUCCUACUGUUCCAGGUAUGGGGCAAGGUUCAAAGCAAUUCCUGCCUGUGGCAACCAGGCUGCCUGCAGGAUGGGCUCAGUGACAGUGACAGCAGCAGCAUCGGGCAAGGAGGGUUGGGGCAAAAACUGGGCUUUGCAGUAUAUUCAGAAGUUUAACAAACCUGGAGUGUAAAGGACUAAUGCAGAGAGUAAGGUCUAUCAUCAGUAAAUCCAGCUGCCUGGUAGCAGUCUCCUCAUCCGAACAGAACUCUAAUUUGAAUGGCUCUGCUCAUCGCUUGUACAGAAUUCACAUAUGGAAAAAUAUGUUCUCUGGAGGAAUCAGAGCUGCGUGUGUCAAAAUCAAUACUGAUAUCUGCUUGCUACGUGUUCAGUUACCAUUACAAAUUGUAGGGCAAAUGAUGUAAUAAUGCCAGUAACAUGCUCUGCACAAAAAGCCCACCUAACCAUUUUGCUUUGACUUCAGGUUCUGAGUCACCCCCCAAAAUGGAUGGUGUUAUUGUUCAGCCACUUUGUGAAGAUAGUUUUAAGAUCUCUCUUUUCGCCUUCCCAAGGCUUUUCAUAGGGUUUUAUUUGUUGGAUGAAAUUGGCACAGUUAAAAAUUCUUAGUUUUUUAAAUUUAAAUGCAUUGUUCUGUUCCCAUUGCAGCCAGAGGGAAUUUUGCUUUAAAUGGUGGUGGGAACAAGAUGGGGGACAUUUUAUGGUAACUGUUGGUGUUUUCUUUUUGUCACAAACACUUAUUUCGGUGAAUGGUUCCUGUGUAUUUGGAUUGGAACGAAUAAUUAUUAGAAAUAACUUUACUUCUAUUAUAAUCUAUUUUUAUUGCACUUUCAGGCCUACUUAAAUGUAUGUAGUCUUAUGUAAGACAAUAUAUAAUAUAACUAUAUAAAAUAAAUGAGAAAGAGAUUGAGAUGUGAACAAUAAGAGAUUGUUUCAUUUUAUUUUUUUUUUUUUUGCCAUUUGUCUUCUGUUGCUUGCUGAACAGCUGUGACCUUUGUCCUAUAUAUUCUUCACGAGACACAUGUGUUCUUGGUAGGGUCUUCUAGUUUUCAAUCAUGCAACAUGUAUUUUGUCAUGUUUGAACAGAAUAAUAGUUUUUGGUAGAGUGAAACUAAUAAUCUUCACAUCAAAACUAAGAACCCGAUAUUACUGUAUCUUAAAACCUCCUUUUGAUCCUAUUGAAAUCAAUGGGAGUGUUAUAAACCACAGGGCUUAUAAAAUGUUUUAUAAAAGGACAAGGAAAAAGAAAAUUAUGUAACCAACAACAUUAAUGAACCAGAAGUACAUCUUAAUAGAUGGUAAGGGUGAGGCUCCUUACCAAUAUACCUUUUCUACAGCUAUAUAAUAAAUCAAUACAAAGAUACCACCACUUAGAGCCUAUUUUGAAUAACAAUAUAAGUCAAUUUAUUCAUUUUAUAGAACAUCUUUUAAAUCAAUUUACUAUAUAGCUAUGGGUGUUUUCUUUGCUCUGAGAGGAUCUUCAUUCCCAGUUGUAUGUAUUUCAAAGAUAGGAGAUAUAUAUCAAAGAAUGUUGGCUUAAGGCUAUGCUUUCUAGUUUUUAGGAUUCUCAUGGCCCAAAAGCCAUCAAUACUUUUAAAGGUCAUUAUCAAUUAUUUAAAUCUAAAAGCAUGAAAACAAACAUCAAAUUAUAUUUUGAAGGAUGAAAUUGUUAGUUUUCUUGAACUUGAUCCUGAUCCUAUUGACACCUGUAUAAAUUAGGAGUACCUCUGACAAAGUCAGUGGCAUUGUACCAGCCUAAAUUUGUUGUGUGAGAAAUACCAGGUCCCAGAGGAGAGGAGGGGUCCUUGAAGCUUUAUCAUGGCAUUUUCAAAGCUUGAUUUUCAUCAACUUGUGACUGCUCCCAGUGCAGCUAAUAGUACCACUCACUCACUUCAAUAAGAACAGCAUUAUGGCAAUGCUAAGUCCUUUUCAUAUUCCCACCCUAAAUUACUAACCAAUUGUAGCUCAAAUAUCUAUUGUCUGCUGUAAAUGGUCAGGGCAGAUUGCUCCUUUGUCUUUGUUCCUCUAGCUCCCUCACAAUGAUUUUCCUGAGUACACUGUAGAGCUGGGUGUGUACUUUUGUUUUUACUGCUUAUCCACUUUAUUUUCUAGCCUCAUUCAACCCCCUCUAUUGUUCUCCUUUAAAGACUAGGCUAAUUAUUUGUAUGUUUUUUGUUUCCUUUUAUAGACUUUUAAAUACAUUCCAAUAAAAGUCAAAGCCUGAGUCAGAAUGUAGGUAGAGUGUGCCCAGCCUUCCCCUCGUUUUGUGCCUCCUGAUAUGUGAGCCUCACCUUUUAUCUGCUGAGAUCUUUUCUUUUAUUUUUGGAUGUCUCCUGAGCAAAGACUAUCAAACAUAGCAAAUCUUAUCAUUGAUGGUACUGAUCUUAAAAAAAUAUCAACAAGCCAUUUCAUCAGACCUGAAAAGCUUAGCUCAUUACCAACCUGGUCCCCAAUCCAAUAGAAAUUAUAAAUACAUUUUCAUUGUUCAGAAAUCAGAAGGUAUUUAAGGAAUGGAUUUUGCUGUUACUGUGUUGACUGAUGACCCAUGAAGACAACUGAAGUUGGCAGACAGGAGUAUAUUAUGAAAGCAGAUGUGAAUCAACUGUAGUACACUAAAAAAAAUACUAUAGUUCCACAGUCAUGGGAAUUUAUGUAUGCUGACCCCACUGAGCUUCUGCAGAUAGGAUCAGGAUACCGGCUAAGUACAUACAGUCAAAAAGCCCGAAGCUGAAUCAAUUUCAAUCUUCACAGGUUAGUCUAAACUGCAUAGAUUGAACCAAUGAGCAAGUAAACAGGCAUUCACUUUUAAUUCCAGAAAUGCAGCCACAUACCCGCAGUGGCCCAGGCCAGAAGCCGGGGGACACUAGAGAAUGCUUCCCUGCUCAGCUGGAGCAGAAAGCUUGGGCCAAAGCUAGUUACUCAUCCUGUGAGUGGGGGUUUGCAGGGAGGUACAAAGCAUCUUGGGAUGCUGGGGCAUUGUGAGUUAACUUGAAUCUGGAGGGAUCUGGGGCAGAAAUUCAAUAAACUGAUUUAACCUAAAUCAGUUAAGUCUGAUACUACAUCCUGUCAGAGCCUAGUGGUUGAGUGCCUCGGCACAGUGGAACUUUCUAGCACAAGACACGGUGAGAUUUUGUACGAGGGAAUUUCUCGGCAUGGUAGAGAACCCCAGCGUGGAAAGGUUCCCGCCACUCAUAUGCAAAUUCACACACUACUAUUGGCUGGUUCUAAAUUAUUCCUAUGUGGCGACUAGCAAUUGGCUCGCUAGCCGUAUAAAAGGUUGGAGCAGUUUCCGCCCAAGUUGGAGAACUCCGCGCCCAUCUUGGAGUGAACGUGGCGGACUGAUCAACCGCUGACGACUCCCCGUCGCUGACCAUCCUGACGUACCCCGUGUCCUGCAUGCUCGUAUUCAGACCCGUUAGAAAGAUAUCUCGUCUUAUCAGAGCUCCUCGGUUAAACUGAAACUGAAGUUUGAAGUUAACUUUCUUCCUACGCUGUACAUCUCGACAGUGUAAGUAAAGCCAUCUUUGUUUGAACCAGUACGCGUUUGUGCCUAAUUCUACUCCAGCGGUCAAAAGUACCCAUCUGUACGUGCUGGGUUUGUGGCCACAACCCAGUCGACCCUUUCCCGGAUCCCCCUCGGCCCCCACAUGGCGUCACGAACAGGAUCAGGAUCAGGAUUGGGAACAGGAUCAGGAUCAUCAGGAUUGGGAUUUGGGGAAGACCCGAUGGAGUUAGAAUUAGUUGGGAGCUGCCCCUGGCGUAGUGGGAGACGCCACGUGUUGAACGCCGCAGAACUAGGCGCCCACAUCGCCUAUCAUCAGGCGGGCGGAAUAAGUGAAAGGUGCGGCUACCUUUCACUGAAGGGGGAAGAAGAAGAUUCGGAAGAAUGGGAAGCACAUCUACACCCCGGAGCGUUCGGGUGUGUGAUGAGCAGUGAGCGGGUCUUGUUUAAGCCCCGGGAGGAAGGGGGCACUGCAUCCUUCGCCGGGUUCGAGCCGAGCGAGGUGAGCCCGACCCUCAGCCAGGAGUUUGCCCGCUGUACGCGACUCGUGCGGGAGGGUGGAGAACCAACGCCGACCGGCCGCUUCAGUCCCCCAGCCCUGACAUUUGGGUUGAAGGGCCGCGAGGUUCUUUCCGAGCUUCAUGAAGGUCUAGAGGUGGAGGAACGCGCCACCUCCGAGAGGGCAGGCCCGAAAGACAAGGGGAGAAUGUUGAGUGUACUGUUCCGCGCCAUAACAACUUUGCUGUGGAAGAAUGCAGAUUUGGAAGCCCAGCUGCUUGCAGCCAUUCAGGCAGCUAAAGAAGCAGUAGUAGAGAAAAGCCCCGAGUCGACGCCACUCCAAGAUGGUGCCGAGGAAGAAGCGAGCUGCCCGGAGAACCCAGAAGAGAAGGGCGGGUCUUCAGGAGAGUCGGCGGGAAUCCACCCAGCAACCCCGCCCACCGAGGUGACGUCGCUCCUGGCAGCCCUGCCUCCUUACUACGGGGAGGGGGCAUCGAGUGGAGGGUUACAUCCGCCCCUCCCACUAGAUACAGCAACAGCUCUGACAGCAGCUUGUUCUGCAGUGACAGUCAGCCGAGUAACUAAUGUGCAGGGUACAGUCUGCACCACCUAUCGCGCCUGCACUUGGACUGAGUUACAGGAACUGUGUAAAGAAUCAAAGAUAAAGCCUGAAGAGACUCUAGCCGUGUGGUUAGGACGUCUGGUCGUGGGAUUUGGAUCCGACUUGUUGGACUUGGAAGAGGCUAGUGUCCUAACCCAACAAACCUCGUGGAGUGGAGGGCACACCACCGACAUAGACCUAGUGACGUGCAACGUUCAUUGGCUCAUUCCACUUCCAGUGCUUGUCGUGGGCCAGGUCGAUCACAAAUCCCACAUGUGGCACAACGGCCGCCCAUCGAAGGUCAGUGCAGAGCAGAUUCUACUGGCGAUAAUAAGAAGCUCAUACUGUUCCUGGAACUCCCGAGCGCGCGCGCUGGGACUGACACCGCCCCAGCAGCGAAGACCGUGGCCUCACCGCCACCUGCAAAACCUGGGAACUGUUCCGGUGACUUUCAAUGGCAUAGAAGCCUGUGUUGAAGUUUAUGGAGGAAGAAACGCCACCAUCCUUCGAAUCCUCCUCAACCCACUAGCUGGCCAACCUGCGAGUAAUCUUUUACGACAACUCCCGCGGUUACAGGCCCUCAUGAAGUUGGACACAGGAACCUCUAGCGAGUUAGAGUGAAUGUGGCACCGCCGCAAAGAACACUAGAGGAGAGGAUCAUGUUUGGAUUCCUCCUGCAACAUUCUAGGCUCACGAAGCGGCAGCUGCAAAUCCUGGGAGACGCGGGCCAAUGGCAACUGGCCUAUGAACUAGGUUUCCAGUAUCCAAGAGAGUCAGACGACGACUCCGGGACGUCCUCAUCUCGCUGAGCAAGGACAAGACCACGCAGCGUCUGUGCAUGGAUCGUCAUCCGUGAUGGUGCAUCUGCGGGUGUGUGAGAGUUGUCCAGAGCCGAGUCGUGUCCGAGCACCUGUAUCGUGUGCUUUGAAAAAAGUGGGAAGCCGCGAAAAAAAAAAUCUGAUUAGCUGUUCCGUUGCGUGCGCGGCUCCAUAUAGAUAUUGUAAUAUAAGUUAAUUAACUGUUCAAAGAAUUCUUUCUUGACAGUUGUUUUGUCCGAGGCUCUGGAUACGUGUCAGAGGCGGACCCAGAGAGAGGUGGAGAAAACGCAGAGGCCUGACUUCGCCAUGACACCUAUUGAACUCCUCGUGAUUGAACUUUUUGUAACUAAUGUACUUAUGUGUGUUUGUGUUUGUAUUGGUUAUUAUUUGAUUCGAUCCUUUGAGGACGAACUUUUUUCGUUGUAUGUUUUUGUAUAUAACCGGUUACCUUAUGAACCCCCUGAGAGGAACGAUGACUUAGACGACGUGCAUGUGCUCCAAUUUCCAGCUGUGCCAUCGGCAAGGGGGCAUGUCAGAGCCUAGUGGUUGAGUGCCUUGGCACAGUGGAACUUUCUAGCACAAGGCACGGUGAGAUUUUGUACGAGGGAAUUUCUCGGCACGGUAGAGAACCCCGGCGUGGAAAGGUUCCCGCCACUCAUAUGCAAAUUCACACGCUACUAUUGGCCAGUUCUAAAUUAUUCCUACGUGGUGACUAGCAAUUGGCUCGCUAGCCGUAUAAAUGGUUGGAGCAGUUUCCGCCCAAGUUGGAGAACUCCGUGCCCAUCUUGGAGUGAACGUGGCGGACUGAUCAACCGCUGACGACUCCCCGUCGCUGACCAUCCCGACGUGCCCCGUGUCCUGCAUGCUCGUAUUCAGACCCGUUAGAAAGUUAUCUCAUCUUAUCAGAGCUCCUCGGUUAAACUGAAACUGAAGUUUGAAGUUAACUUUCUUCCUACGCUGUACAUCUCGACAGUGUAAGUAAAGCCAUCUUUGUUUGAA
Alligator mississippiensis (American alligator) is the source of this 8981-nucleotide messenger RNA. RefSeq lists its product as uncharacterized. Bases 6211 to 7785 code for a protein of 524 amino acids. The transcript is spliced from 2 exons. The record is from RefSeq and is a predicted model, not a curated record. Lineage: Eukaryota; Metazoa; Chordata; Crocodylia; Alligatoridae.